AAGAUGCAGACCGAAUCUUGAAAACAUCCUCCGUACUUUUUGUUGCUAUUGAAGAGAUUGGUGAAGGAUUUUGUAAACCUGAGAACUCUUAGAUUUCCUUAGCUAAAUUUCAACCUAGAAUCAGUGGGAUCUUAGUGUGUUUCUGCAAAGAAAUAAAGAUGACGUAAACCCCCCCUCUACUUCCUGGUGCCUUCAAUACCUGAGUGUAAGCCAGAAGCAUAUUUUCUUCUCUAGGAACAGUGGAUCCUGAAGAUAAUCUCAGGAAGACAGAGAUGUCAAUAACCCCAUGCCUAACCGAGGAGGCAAUGGACUAGCUCCCGGGGAUGACAGAUUCAAACCUGUGGUACCAUGGCCUCAUGUUGAAGGAGUAGAAGUGGACUUAGAGUCUAUUAGAAGAAAAAACAAAGCUAAAAACGAACAAGAGCACCAUGCUGGAGGAGACUCCCAGAAAGACAUAAUACAGAGGCAGUAUCUCACUUUUAAGCCUCAGACAUUUACCUACCGUGAUCCUGUGCUACGCCCAGGGAUCCUUGGUAACUUUGAACCCAAAGAACCUGAGCCUCAUGGAGUGGUUGGUGGCCCUGGAGAGAAUGCCAAGCCAUUGGUUUUGGGACCAGAAUUCAAACAUGCAGUUCAAGCCAGCAUUAAAGAGUUUGGAUUUAACAUGGUGGCAAGUGACAUGAUCUCACUGGACCGCAGCGUCAAUGACUUACGUCAAGAAGAAUGCAAGUAUUGGCAUUAUGAUGAAAACCUGCUCACUUCGAGCGUUGUCAUUGUGUUCCAUAAUGAAGGCUGGUCCACCCUCAUGAGAACAGUCCACAGUGUGAUUAAAAGGACUCCAAGGAAAUAUUUAGCAGAAAUUGUAUUAAUCGAUGAUUUCAGUAACAAAGAACACUUAAAAGAGAAACUGGAUGAAUAUAUUAAGCUGUGGAAUGGCCUUGUAAAGGUAUUUCGAAAUGAGAGAAGAGAAGGUUUAAUUCAAGCACGAAGUAUUGGUGCUCAGAAGGCUAAACUCGGACAGGUUUUGAUAUACCUUGAUGCCCACUGUGAGGUGGCAGUUAACUGGUAUGCACCACUUGUAGCUCCCAUAUCUAAGGACAGAACCAUUUGCACUGUGCCGCUUAUAGAUGUCAUAAAUGGCAACACAUAUGAAAUUGUACCCCAAGGGGGUGGUGAUGAAGAUGGGUAUGCCCGAGGAGCAUGGGAUUGGAGUAUGCUCUGGAAACGGGUGCCUCUGACCCCUCAAGAGAAGAGACUGAGAAAGACAAAAACUGAACCGUAUCGGUCCCCAGCUAUGGCUGGGGGAUUGUUUGCCAUUGAACGAGAGUUCUUCUUUGAACUGGGUCUCUAUGAUCCAGGUCUCCAGAUUUGGGGCGGUGAAAACUUUGAGAUCUCAUACAAGAUAUGGCAGUGUGGUGGCAAAUUAUUGUUUGUCCCUUGUUCUCGUGUUGGACACAUCUACCGUCUCGAGGGCUGGCAAGGAAAUCCUCCACCUGUUUCUGUUGGUUCUUCUCCAACUCUAAAGAAUUAUGUUAGAGUUGUCGAGGUCUGGUGGGAUGAAUACAAAGACUACUUCUACGCCAGUCGUCCUGAAUCAAAGGCAUUACCAUACGGGGAUAUAUCGGAGCUGAAAAAAUUUCGAGAAGAUCACAACUGCAAAAGCUUCAAGUGGUUCAUGGAAGAAAUAGCUUAUGAUAUCCCAUCACACUACCCUUUGCCACCCAAAAAUGUGGAAUGGGGAGAAAUCAGAGGCUUUGAAACUGCUUACUGCAUCGAUAGCAUGGGGAGAACAAAUGGAGGCUUUGUUGAACUAGGACCCUGCCACAGGAUGGGAGGGAAUCAGCUUUUCAGAAUCAAUGAAGCAAAUCAACUCAUGCAGUAUGACCAGUGUUUGACAAAGGGGACUGAUGGAUCAAAAGUUAUGAUUACACACUGUAAUCUAAAUGGAUUUAAGGAAUGGCAGUACUUCAAGAACCUGCACAAAUUUACUCACAUUCCUUCAGGAAAGUGCUUAGAUCGCUCAGAGGUCCUACAUCAAGUAUUCAUCUCCAAUUGUGACUCCAAUAAAAUGACUCAAAAGUGGGAAAUGAAUAACAUUCAUAGUGUUUAGAAAGAAUAAAAGAAACCAAUAACCUACCUACUGACAAGUAAAUUUAUACAGGACUGAAAACCGCCUGAAACCUGCUGCAACUAUUAUUAUUAACUCUGUACAGCUCCAAACCCAGAACCUCCUGAUCAGUUUGAAGGACAUUGAUAAACUGUGAUUUUACAAUAACAUUAUCAUCUGCAGUUACUGUUUACAAAACUGCUUUUACCUUAAACUUUGUAGAUGUUUACAUCUUUUUUGUUUUGUUUUUAGAUGAUGUUGGUAAUCUGUGCCUUUAGCUCUGUUUUAUUAGAAUAGAGUUAAAAGCAUGUUGUCUUCUUUGGGAUUACACUCAGGGGUCUGAAAGGCAGUUUGAUUUUUUUUUUUUUUUUAAACACACUUGAAGAAAGGUUGGAGUAACCGGACUUUCAUAUAUGAAUUGGUAAUUAUCAACCUGUUGUGUCUUUAUUUAAUUUUACAUCUUUUUGAAGCACUGCCACAGGUUAUUAGCCAAGGUGGCCUUCCUUCACAGUCAUGCUGCUUUUUUGAAAGGUGAAUUUCAACACAUUUAGUGCCUCUUUCAUUUCUCAGUAUAUAUUUCAAGAGCUUUUGAUGAAAUUUAUAGGAUGGUAAUGAUGGAAUUGUCACCUGUAUGGGGAAUACUUUUACUACUCAGAAAUGAAUUUAUGUGCUGCCCUUUGCUAUGAAGUUGAAUGUUAUUUAGCUUAAAAAAGAAAUAAUAUGGAACAUCCCAAGUUAUUCCAGAGAGUUUGAAGUUGUGUGGCAUUAUCUUCCUUACCUGCUGGCAUUCCCAGUGCCCUCUGUUCAUGCCAACACCUAGGAUUGCAAAGGAGUCUUCUAACUAGAGAAACUGUCCACUAACAUUUGGGAUUUACUUUUCUUCAGUAUCUGUCACUAUAGAAAACUAUAAAUAAUUCUCAAUUUUGAAACUUGAAAGGGGAGUAACAAAAAACAACAAAACACCACUAUAAACAUGUCAAAGGUUCAUUCUGACUGAAGAAUUUCCAAGCCCUUAUUAGAUUAAGCCUUAUAAAAUUCCUGUGCAUUAUAACCUAAGCUGUGCAACCUAUGAAUCCAAGAGUGAAUUGAUGUUUCAUUUUUAUCUUCAUCCAAAUGAAAUUCCCUGCAUGUUUUUAAAAUUUAAAAAAAAAGACUAUUUAGGAAUAUAGUUCAUUAGCAAAUGUUUAAAUACUUAAUGUUAGAUUGGGUGUUAAUUCCCUAGUGUUUCUUAAUUUCUUUUGAGGAAUCAUAUUUUUAUUAGUACUUUUCCAGUGAAAAGAUUUAUUUGGAUUUAAACAUUUAUUAAGAUAGUACCUACUAUAGGAGAACCAAAUACUACAAAUGGUUAAUUAGAUUUUAAUUUCUAAAUAAAUAUCUUUUGUCACCCGAAAGAUUAAAAUGCCUAAAUUGAGUGCUUAAUAAAACAAUGUGAUAAGGUGGGGAAUGGCAAGUAAAUUAAGCAUUAUUGAUCUUGCAAUCAUGUUGUCAUUACAAUGAAAGGAAUUCACAAACUACUGCCAGAGGGAAAUAUAUAUUUUUUUUAAUUUAAGAGGGAAAUGUUUUUAAUUAAAGCGUAAAAAAGAAAAAACUUACAUUUAACAGAAAAGCCUGCAAAUUUGUUUCUUCCAAGCUUAGCUCUUAAAUUUGGAGAGUCAAAAUUAAACAUCCUCAACAGAGUUUUAUUUAUAAUUUUGAAUUGUCAAUUUGUAUUUUGCUACUGAUCUGUGAUCAACCAUUUUAACUUUCAUCUCUAAAGAUGUUUAAAAGGAAUACAUUUAUAUGCUUAUGUACUUGCAAAACAAAUCAACCAUAAAAAAGAAACUAAGAGAAUUGAUACUUUACUUGUGUUUGCAAGUAGGCUCCAUUUUGCAAGUUGAGUAGAUUAUAACCUUGUUAACUAUGCAUAGGCCUAAGAAAGGUGGCAAUGAACUGUGCAUGUAAAUUUUAAAUGGGUAUUUUGUGCAAUUCAUUAAGAUACUCUAUGAAUAUGAUUCUAUAUAUUGAAAUCAGAAACCUUACCAAACAAAAAACAUCAGAAGCUGCUGCCAUAAUGACUAUUUUCUACGGUAGGCUGCUUUGGAAAUAAUUCCCAUAUCCUUGCUUUGUAAGUUGAUAAUAUCACUAUGCAUUUCUACACAUUUUAUAAAUUUGAUUUAUGCAGAUUUUGAUACACUGUAUGUUUCUGUAGAAAUUGUAUAAAUAUUCAAAAUUUUAUUAGGGUAAAUUUGAGAAGUUUAUGUAUAUCUUAAUUCUGGGUUGCUUGUUUUUUAGGUGAGAAAAAAUAAAAUAUUGUAUUUUAAU
Molecule: messenger RNA, 4408 nt
Organism: Lemur catta (Ring-tailed lemur)
Lineage: Eukaryota; Metazoa; Chordata; Mammalia; Primates; Lemuridae
Gene: GALNT7
Product: polypeptide N-acetylgalactosaminyltransferase 7
Exons: 13
Coding region: 287-2110 (607 amino acids)
Cellular component (GO): Golgi apparatus
Source: RefSeq, a predicted model, not a curated record